AGUCAGCUGACGACCGCCGCAGUGCUCGCACGUCGUACUAUCCCAACAAAUCGUCGGGUUCGCGCAGUGAUCUCUCUGUGUAAAAUACGUCUUCUAGUUUGAAAAAGAAACGAUGGCCACAUACGCCCAAUUUAAGCAUGUAGAGCUCUACAAGAUUGGUCAUGGAAAAAAUAGAGUUCCUAACGCCCCGAAGAGCUGCAUCGCCGAGAUCUUCAGCUCGGACUCGCCUGACAACAGCCCAGUGAAAAACGGAUCGACACGUCCCCGUGUCAUUCGUGACACCCCCACCCGCCCCCGUGACACGCACUCCAGGCUAUUCGGACAGGCUACCACCACUUCCGUCUCCCCCAUGGUAACGGACACCAUUCGCAGCCAUAUCCAGUUCGGAGACUCUGAGAUGAACGGCAGCCCUUCCCACUCGCCUUCCAAGAUGGUGAACGGCAGCGCUACUUCGACGCCCAGCCGAGAAGGCAACCCCAUCACCGGUGACGGAUACAAGUCGCUGAACGGCCAGAUCAACAUGGUAACGUCAGUAAACGGUAGCAGCAGCAUCCUCCACAACCGCGUACCGCCCGGUGGAUACUCCUCGGGCCUCUGGUAGAUCAUCACCACGCCUCCCCCCACCCCCUUCUACCACCUCAACGAAUUAACUGCGGCCAACCUUAACUUUCGACCAAGCGCCGUCAAAACGGCACCUAAACCACCAACACUUUAAUGUAACUUAUAUUACAUAUCGAGUUAUUCCCGGUGCGGCAAAGCGUAUUUGAAAUUAUUAUAUUGCGUACUUUUUUUCCAUUCAACCCACUAAAUUUCAGUCGGCGAACGCACGAACCACGUCCAUUCAAACUGAAAGGGUAUAUUAUGUUGUUUAUCCUUAGCCUGUCCCAGUAACAUUUCAUUCGAAUAAUUUAGCAUAGAUUAUAGAUAUUUUUGUAAUAGUAAUAUUUCGAUAGUUGUAACGAAAUGAAUAGAUUUGUAGUGCGGCUCUUCAUAAUCGCUGGCAAUGCGAACACCGAUACAAGUGUUCGGAACACACGUUUGCAUUACCCGCGAACACGAAGCGCCCGCCUGGCUAACUUGUAAGAACUAUUGUAAUCUUGCACACUUUGAAGAUGUUUACGCAAUUAUACUGCGAGCUAGGAGUGAGGAUACGUAUCAGCAAUAUACCAAAAUUAACAGUGCCUUGAGAGGUGUAUAUGAUGGAAAAUUCUAUAAGAAUUAACUGUGUGAUUGUGUAGGCAUUUGUGUAAACGUACAAAAGUGAUUAUAUGUCUAUAUAACACCGUAUAGAAAUAGUAAUCAUGCGGCACUUCCAGCUAAUUGAUAACAUUCAAUUAACUUAUAAUAUUCGACACUAUUUAUAACUUUUUUUAAUAUCGUUUGUUGAAUUCUAUAUCGUAAUAUUUAAAUAGAGGGUUUAUUAGAUUGCAUUUAUUUUGUCUGUUUAUACUUUUUUUAUUUUAUUUUCUACUCGUGUAGAAUUAAUUGUGAAAACUGAUUUGAAUUCCUGGUCGAUUAUCUGUUAACGGAUCAAACUAUGUGUUAGUUUAUUUAAAAAUCUAAUGUCAAUGAUUGUCUAAAUGUAGCGUAGGCCACAAGUCGUGUUGUAAAGUACUAACAUUGUAUUGCAAAUUCACUGGCCUAAUUUUAAUAACUGUUAAUAGAUAAUAACCAUUUUUUCAAAAUAAAGUUUUUUUUAUUAACAU
Molecule: messenger RNA, 1706 nt
Organism: Parnassius mnemosyne (clouded apollo)
Lineage: Eukaryota; Metazoa; Arthropoda; Insecta; Lepidoptera; Papilionidae
Source: the annotation of a GenBank genome assembly